Centropristis striata (black sea bass) is the source of this 1577-nucleotide messenger RNA. RefSeq names its product RNA binding fox-1 homolog 1, like (gene rbfox1l). Gene Ontology annotation, cellular component: nucleus; cytoplasm. Gene Ontology annotation, molecular function: mRNA binding. The record is from RefSeq and is a predicted model, not a curated record. The transcript is spliced from 12 exons. Lineage: Eukaryota; Metazoa; Chordata; Actinopteri; Perciformes; Serranidae. Bases 1 to 1155 code for a protein of 384 amino acids. Gene Ontology annotation, biological process: regulation of alternative mRNA splicing, via spliceosome; nervous system development.
AUGCUCUCCUCACCCACUGUGAUUCUCCAGCCUUAUGGACUCCCUGUCUACCCACAGACAACCACAUGCUACCCCAGCCUAGUUCAGGGAGGCCCCACUCAGGAGGCCGGCCCGGGCAGCGGCGACCCCGCCCUGCCUCAGGUCUACGCCCCUCCUCCCUCCUACCCCCCUCCAGGUCAGGGUCCACCAACAUCUGCGAGCAGACUGCCACCUCUGGACUUCACCUCUGCACACCAGAGCUCUGAGUACGCUGAGCACCCCCAGCUCAGAGUGUACCAGGGCCCUCAGCUGGACGGGGUGGAGCCUCUGACCUCCAGUAACACGGAGGAUGUUUUGGCCCCUGUGACCUCUGACCCCCAGUCUCUGAGCGUGUCCGUGUCAUCAGGGGGCGGAGCAGGAAGUGGAAGUGAUGAGGAGGGGUCAGGUAAGGCGCAACCGAAACGCCUCCACGUCUCAAACAUCCCGUUCCGCUUCAGAGACCCGGACCUCCGCCAGAUGUUUGGGCAAUUUGGGAAGAUCCUUGAUGUAGAAAUAAUCUUCAAUGAGAGGGGGUCAAAGGGCUUUGGGUUUGUCACCUUCGAGAGUGCGAGCGAGGCUGACAGAGCGAGAGAAAAGCUGAAUGGAACAAUCGUGGAGGGGAGAAAGAUCGAGGUUAAUAAUGCCACUGCAAGAGUAGUUACCAAGAAGCCCCAGACGCCUCUUGUAAAUGGUGAAAUUUCACCUUCUGGAUGGAAGAUCAACCCUGUCAUGGGGGCGAUGUACGCACCUGAACUCUAUACAGUUGCCAGUUUCCCGUAUCCCGUAGCAACCCCCACCUUGGCCUACAGGGGCUCUGCGCUGCGUGGCAGAGGCCGAGCCGUUUACAACACGAUUCGUUCUGCUGCAGCCACACCUGCUGCUGUGCCCGCCUACCCCGGGGUGGUUUAUCAGGAUGGACUGUACGGAGCAGAAGUUUAUGGUGGCUAUCCUGCAGCUUACAGAGUGGCUCAAUCAGCAUCUGCAGCCACAGCAGCAGCCUACAGUGACGGAUACGGACGCGUCUACGCCACAGCUGCGGAUCCCUAUCACCACUCAGUUGGACCAACAACGACAUAUGGAGUUGGUACAAUGGCCAGUUUGUACAGAGGAGGAUAUAACCGUUUCACCCCGUACUGAGCCGAGUCGCCCCCCCGGGACGGGAAAACGUCUCUUCAGAGCUCUGGGUUUGGCUGAUCCGUGGACGCUGCAGGACAGAGUGUGAGAUCCUUGGAAAUGUGGAAAUGUUUUGACUUCCUGCCUCCAUCACAACCUCUCCUCGAGAGACUAAACAGACUGAAGUUGUAAAUAGUUUAGGACCCAUUUACUGUCCGGUCUCUUGAUGAAUACUUAGCACCUGGAAGAGGAUGUUAUGUAAUAUAUACAAAGUUGCUUAAAACCUUUAAAAUAUUAUUGUUUUCUGAAUUUAAAGAGUAAUGAUGUAACAUAAUGUACGGAAGCCGAGAACGGCCGUGCUUGCAAUCAUAAUUUUUUUAAUGCUGCAAACUCCAGAUCACAACUUAAUUAUUUAUCUUGAGAAAACAAGAAAACAAGAAAACGAG